Molecule: messenger RNA, 2834 nt
Organism: Prunus avium (sweet cherry)
Lineage: Eukaryota; Viridiplantae; Streptophyta; Magnoliopsida; Rosales; Rosaceae
Source: RefSeq, a predicted model, not a curated record
ACAAGCAUAUAUACUUCACCAGUUUUGGUUGUGCCUUUAUCUUUGUCUGAAUACUUGUGCUUCUUCGUCUUCAACAUGACUCUAACUAACAUGGUUGGAGUAAGGUGCUGCUUCAAACUCCUCUAUGCAAUUGUGGUGCUGAUUUUACUACACAUGAACAAUCCUUGCAUUGGAUGCAGCGAGAGGGAAAGGCAAGCACUCCUUGCACUUAAACAAGGUCUCGUGGCUGACUUCUUCGAUCCCUUCCUUUCCUGGGGAAGAGAAGCCGAAAACAAAGAUUGCUGCGAAUGGGAUGGAGUCUACUGCAGCAACCAAACUGGCCAUGUUGUUAAGCUUAAACUCUAUGGUUUGCAAGGUAAGAUUAGUCCUAAACUCAUUGAGUUGCAGCAUUUGGAAUAUUUGGACCUUAGUGAGAAUAAUUUCAGUCGGAGCCAAAUUCCAGAUUUCAUUGGAUCUCUGAGCAAUUUAAGAUACCUCGAUCUCUCUCUUGCAAAUUUUGGAGGUUUAAUUCCAUAUCAACUUGGAAACCUUAGAAACUUGCAUUCUCUCGAUCUUAGUGAUCAAGAUUAUCUUUCUAGCUCUAAUCUCUAUUGGCUUCCUAAUCUUUCUCGUCUAAAAUACUUGGACCUAAGUUUCGUUAAUCUCAGUGAUGUUGUUGGUUGGCUGGAAGCAGUUAAUAUGCUUCCUAAACUCACAAACUUGACAUUAUGGGACUGUAAUCUUCCUCCUCCAGUUAUAUCCUCUAUUUCUCUCUUGAAUUCUUCUAAAUCUCUUGUUCAUGUCGAUCUCCACAAAAACAAUCUGAACUCAUCAAUCUUCCAAUGGUUGCUCGGUACUCAGACCAACCUUGUUUAUCUUGAUCUCUCGGAAAAUAAAUUGAGUGGAAGAAUACCUGAAACUCGUUUCUCGAAACUCUCCAAAUUAAGGUUUUUGGAUUUAUCCUCUAAUUCACUAGUUUUAAACUUCAGUUUUGAUUGGGUUCCUCCCUUUCAAUUGCGUCAGAUAAGAUUGGGAUCUUGUAAGAUGGGGCCGUAUUUCCCGAAAUGGCUUCGAACUCAGAAAAGUUAUGACUGGCUGGAUAUUUCUGAUGCUGGAAUUUCUGAUACCAUUCCAACUUGGUUUGGGGAUUUGCGAAAUAAAGUCGAGUAUAUGGAUUCGUCUCACAAUCAAUUUAGAGGAAAUUUGAGAUCAGAGUUAGCAUCUUAUUAUUUAAAUGUGAGUUGGAACCAAUUGGAGGGUCCAAUCCCUUCAAUCCUAUCAACCGUAUCAAUUCUAGAUCUGUCCAAUAAUAAAUUUUCAGGGUCAGCUUCAUUUUUGUGUACAAGUACAACUGAGAAGAGUAAUUUAACCUAUCUUGAUCUCUCAAGCAACCAUGUAUCCGGAGAACUUCCAGAUUGCUGGAUCAAUUUUCAAAAAUUACACUUCCUUGAUUUGAGCAACAACUCUUUAUCUCGGAAAAUUCCUACCACGAUGGGAAACUUGAUUAGUAUCAGGACACUAAACCUAAAUAACAACAGAUUUGUGGGAGAGUUGCCUUCACAAUUGAAGAAUUGCAUAGAGUUGAUAAUUAUUGAUGUUGGGGAAAAUAAGUUAUCAGGAUUAAUACCUGAAUGGCUAGGGGAAAAUCUGCUAAAUUUGGCUAUCAUUAUCCUUCGAUCUAAUCAGUUUUAUAGGAGCAUCCCGCCACAGUUAUGCUAUCUUACACAACUUCAAAUUUUGGAUUUGUCGAUGAACAACAUCUCUGGAACUAUACCCAAAUGUCUCAACACUUUGACUACUUUGGCUCAAAAAGAAAAUUCAGCUGUAAUUAUGCAACAUGAAUUUAUAAUUCCGAUGGGAGAAUUAUCUGCUACUUAUUGGGGUUAUCAUGAUGAUGCAACUUUAACAUGGAAAGGAGCAAGGUUAAAAUACAAAAGUACUCUGGAACUUGUAAAGAGUAUUGAUCUCUCAUCCAAUAAGUUGAGUGGGGAGAUUCCUACUGAAAUCACUUAUCUUGUUGGUUUGGUUUCUUUAAACUUGUCAAGAAACCGGUUAAAAGGUCAAAUACCUUCAAGGCUUGGAAAUUUGCAGGAGUUGGAUUCUCUUGAUUUAUCAAGAAACCAGAUAAAUGGCAGAAUUCCAACAAGUCUUUCUCAGAUAUAUCGUAUUGGUUACUUGGACUUGUCACAAAACAACUUGUCUGGAAAAAUUCCAAUAGGCACUCAGCUCCAAACCUUUGACUUUGCUUAUGGUGGGAAUCCUCUGCUUUGUGGAGAACCACUCCCAAGGACAUGCUCUGAGGAGGAAAAAGGUCCCAGGACAACCUGUGUUGGUGAAUGAAGACGAUAAAGAUGGGCUCAUAACACAAGGAUUUUACAUCAGCAUGGGGCUUGGGUUUGCUGUUGGAUUUUGGGGAGUUUGUGGCACUCUUUUGCUCAACAGGUCAUGCAGAUAUACGUACUUCAAUUUCUUGACCUUUCUGAACGAUUGGCUAUACGUGAAGCCAGAAAUCAUCAGGCAAAGGAUCCUUAAUAAAUAAAUGCACAGGCACCUUUGAGAUGACAUGCUUCCCUUCAGUUGAAGAUGGAUGCGAUGAAGGACUCCUAUUUGUACUAGUUUUCGAGUAUUUGAGUGAUGAUAAGGGAUCUCACUGAAAUAAAGGAACCAUUUUAGUAGAUUAGUUGUGAUGUUAUUUGUAAGAACUUAACGGGAACUUCUCCCAUGAACUAUUUGGUAUUAUGUUCUUGUGUACCUCAUGGUGUAUGUUUUUUUCUUUCGCAAUGUAGGAAAUGUAGACGCAUAAUUGCCUUUUACUAUAUUGCUGUUAUGAAUAAAACAAUGGAAUCUGAGUUAAC